Messenger RNA from Amyelois transitella, 2183 nucleotides. RefSeq names its product methionine aminopeptidase 2 (gene und). The coding region runs from base 65 to 1477 and encodes 470 amino acids. The record is from RefSeq and is a predicted model, not a curated record. The transcript has 8 exons. NCBI's taxonomy places the organism in Eukaryota, Metazoa, Arthropoda, Insecta, Lepidoptera, Pyralidae. Gene Ontology annotation, biological process: proteolysis. Gene Ontology annotation, molecular function: metalloaminopeptidase activity.
AAAACGCACCAUUUACACAAGUAAGGAAAGAGCGCAUGGAAAAUAUUUUCGAUAAAGUUACAAAAUGGCUGCAGUUAAAAAUACAGAAGUAAAUAAAAAGGAAAUAAAUGAACAUGACGAAGAGGAGGAAGAAGAGGUUGACGGUGUAGAAGAGAACGAAAACAAAGACCCUGCCAAGAAGAAGAAAAAGAAAAAAAAGAAGAAGAAGGCAGUGGAAAAUGAGGCAGGUGGUGAAAACAAUGUGGAAGGCAAUGAACCUGGCAAAGUCUUGUCAUUGGCUGUGGAAGAACCAAGUCCAGAGGGAGAAGAUAAAAAAAAGAAGAAGAAAAAGAAUAAAAGCAAGUCUGGCAAGGGACCGUCUAAGGAGCAAACAAAUCCCCCAACUAUACCAAUUGCUGAACUGUAUCCUGAUGGUAACUUCCCCGAAGGUCAAAUCAUGGAGCAUGGUAAAGCAGAGGGUAUUGACGAGAGAACAGCAAAGGAUCGCUUCACGAGUGAAGAGAAAAGGGCAUUAGAUAGAAUGCAUCAAGACAUCUAUCAAGAGAUCCGGCAUGCAGCAGAAGCACAUAGACAGACUCGUCAAUACAUCCGCAACUGGAUCAAGCCUGGUAUGACCAUGAUCCAGAUCUGUGAAGAAUUGGAGUCCACAGCUAGACGUCUCAUUGGUGAAGAUGGUUUGAAAGCAGGUCUAGCUUUCCCUACUGGUUGCAGUCGCAACCAUUGUGCUGCUCAUUAUACGCCAAACACAGGUGACGACACAGUCCUUGAAUACGACGACGUGGUGAAGAUAGACUUCGGGACUCACAUCAACGGGCGCAUCAUCGACUGCGCCUUCACGCUGCACUUCAACCCGCGCUACGAUCCUCUAGUGAAGGGCGUGCAAGAAGCCACUGAGGCUGGCAUCAGGGCUUCCGGGAUAGAUGCAAGGCUGUGCGAUGUUGGUGCUGCAGUUCAAGAGGUUAUGGAGUCACAUGAAGUUGAGUUGGAUGGCAAAGUGUAUCAAGUUAAGCCUAUUCGAAACCUGAAUGGUCAUUCUAUUGGGCCUUACCGAAUCCACGCCGGUAAGACCGUGCCCAUAGUGAAAGGCGGUGAAACAACUCGCAUGGAAGAGAAUGAGUUCUACGCGAUCGAGACGUUCGGCUCGACGGGCCGUGGCCAAGUGCACGACGACAUGGACUGCUCGCAUUACAUGAAGAACUUCGAUCAGCAGUUCGUUCCUUUGAGAUUGCAAUCGUCAAAACAGUUGCUGAACUUGAUCAACAAGAACUUUGGCACGUUGGCUUUCUGCAAGCGGUGGCUGGAGCGCGCAGGCGCCUCCCGCUACGCCAUGGCUCUGAAGGACCUCUGCGACAAAGGCGUCGUGGACGCCUACCCCCCUCUGUGCGACAUCAAGGGGUGCUACACUGCGCAGUUCGAACACACGAUCCUUCUCAGACCCACCUGCAAGGAAGUAUUAUCUCGCGGUGACGAUUACUAGCAGUAGUAACGAAACGUACUCCGUAACGGAGUGUUUUAGUCGCAUAAUGUAAAUAUUGCCAUGGAUUUGUAACAUUAACCAGACAAGAGAAAAAGCGCUGUGAAGACUGAUUUGAAAUAGUGAAAAGCAAUAACCAAUUUCUCUCAAUGCCUUAAACUCUUAUGCAAUUUUGUAACGUGAUAUAUAACAGAUUAAUAAAAUAUUAAGUAUUGACAUACAAAACGCACAACAGAUACAAAAUGUGCUGAUUUGCUGACCGGAGACGUGACGCUAUCUUAUUAAUUUAAACGUAGCCAUUUCUCUUUAUCACAUAGAUAAAUAAUUUGUAUUGAUAUGCACAGGCCAUUGUUUAUAAAAAGAUGAAGAGGCUUUAAAUGUUAUAGUAAUCGGAAUUAACAAUGUUUACAAUGAAUACAUAUUUAAGUAUAGAACAUACCGUUGAACUCACGAAAUAAAGAUAUACGUCUUCACGGCUACAAUCUAUGAACUGUAAAUCCCUUUAGGUAUUUCUCAGCUCGUGGACGAUUUACUUAUAUCCAAUCUAUUCUUGUAUGUCCUACUGGCAGUGUUUUAUUAAAUCGUAAGUUGUAUUAGACUUCGCAUUAGAAGUCGAGUAUUUACUUUAUUAUUAUCUAAUUAUUAUGAAUGUUCUUUAAAACCGUGUUAAUGCUUUAUUUUUCAAUUUACCUAAAUGUUUUUCCGCGAU